Molecule: messenger RNA, 2926 nt
Organism: Chelonus insularis
Lineage: Eukaryota; Metazoa; Arthropoda; Insecta; Hymenoptera; Braconidae
Gene: Lis-1
Product: LisH and WD40 domain-containing Lis-1
Exons: 7
Coding region: 252-1484 (410 amino acids)
Biological process (GO): retrograde axonal transport; germ cell development; nuclear migration
Cellular component (GO): neuronal cell body; microtubule associated complex; neuron projection
Molecular function (GO): dynein complex binding; microtubule plus-end binding
Source: RefSeq, a predicted model, not a curated record
UGUUCGGAGAAGUUGUCUCGAGAAGUAUUGAGAAGUUGUAAGGAGUUAGUUUGACGAGAAUUUUGUGUCUUUUCUUCUUAAUUAUCGGUAUCAAUCAUUUAACAACAAUAGAACUGAAAGGAUUUAUUUAAUCAUAAUUAGAGACGCAAUGCAAAUCACGGUUGACUAGAUACGAAACCAUACGAGGAUAUUUUAUAAUCUUGCUGAUUUGUGAAUAUCGCUGAAGAAUAAGCCGGAAUAUAUCAAGGAUCAUGAAAAUGGUGUUGUCACAACGGCAGAGGGAGGAGCUAAAUAAGGCGAUUGCAGAUUAUCUUAAUACUAAUGGUUACCAAGAUGCUCUGGAAGCAUUCAAAAAAGAAGCUGAUAUGCCAGGAGAGGUAGAACGUAAAUAUGGUGGUCUUCUUGAGAAAAAAUGGACUUCUGUUAUUCGAUUACAAAAGAAGGUAAUGGAAUUAGAAUCUAAGUUAUCUGAAGCCGAAAAAGAAUUUAUUGAAGGAGCACCAACACGUGGAAAACGUUCCUCUACAGAAUGGAUUCCCAGACCUCCAGAGAAACAUUGUUUAACUGGUCACAGAGCGCCGAUCAAUAGAGUUAUAUUUCAUCCUGUUUUUAGUUUAGUUGUUUCAGCCAGUGAAGAUGCAACAAUCAAAGUUUGGGAUUUUGAAACCGGAGAGUUUGAACGUACUUUGAAGGGUCAUACUGAUAGCGUUCAAGAUAUAUCGUUUGAUGCAUCAGGAAAAUUACUUGUGUCAUGCAGUGCAGAUAUGUCAAUAAAAAUAUGGGAUUUUCAUCAGUCAUUUGCUUGCGUAAAAACAAUGCAUGGCCAUGAUCAUAAUGUUAACUCAGUUUCAUUUGUACCACAAGGUGAUUUUGUUGUAAGCGCCUCGAGAGAUAAAACUCUCAAAAUAUGGGAAGUAGCCACUGGAUAUUGCAUAAAAACACUCAUAGGUCAUAGAGAGUGGGUGAGAAUGGCAAGGGUUAGUCCUUGUGGUGAACUUAUUGCCAGUUGCUCUAAUGAUCAAACUGUAAGAGUAUGGCACAUGGCUACAAAAGAAACCAAAGUUGAACUAAGAGAUCACGAUCAUGUCGUUGAAUGCAUUGCUUGGGCUCCAGACAGUGCAAGAGCAUCAAUAAACGCUGCUGCAGGUGCAGAUAAUAAAGGAGCACAUGAAGGUCCUUUUCUUGCUUCAGGAUCUCGAGACAAAACUGUUCGUAUGUGGGACGUCAGUGUGGGAGUUUGCUUAUUUAUUCUCCAUGGUCAUGAUAACUGGGUGCGUGGAAUCGUCUUCCAUCCUGGUGGUAAAUUCAUUGUCAGUGUUUCUGAUGAUAAAACUCUACGAGUUUGGGACACACGUAACAAACGAGCAAUGAAGACUCUUGAUGCACAUGUUCAUUUUUGCACUUCUGUCGAUUUUCACAAAAGUCAUCCUUAUGUGGUGACUGGUAGUGUGGAUCAGACAGUGAAAAUUUGGGAAUGUCGCUAGUCACAAUAUUUUCGAAUAUUCUUUUUAUUUGUUGAAUUUCAAGAUAGAAUUAAUGAUGGAAUAUAUAACAAUGUGGAAUAAAAGCAAAAUAAGCGAACGAUGGAAUAUCUGCACGAAAUAAAGAUAGAAAGAAAGAAAGAAAGAGACAUUAAAUGUAUAAGCAAAUACUAUGACUAUUGAUAACUAAUAAUGAUAAAAAACACAUAAACAUAUUCAAUUAGGAAUUCUUUAAUUAAUUUACAAUGAAAUAUAAUUAGUAUAAAUUGUUAAUACUAUAUUUCAUUUCACGAUAAUCGAUUAUGCAAUUGAAAAUAAACAAAUGCAAAUACAAUGAACACACAAAGAAUAAUAUUUAGGGAAAACAUUGCUUGUAUGUUCUCCCUUGACAGAUUAAAAUCAUUCUUAAUAUUAAAAAAUUUUAUCUAUGCAUGUGGGUAUACAUUUUCAUAUACGUAUAUUAUAUUCAUAUGUAUAUAUAAAGUUACACGCUUGAAAAAUUCAUUGAUGCAACAAUAUAUUUUGUAUGGAUUCAUUAUUUUAUAUAUAUAUCUUCAAUACUUUUUCAAUGUUGGGUGAAUGCCAAAGUUUCAUUCUUUUAAUCAUUUAUUUGAUUAGAAUCUUCUUCAUCUUUUAAAUUCUUCAAAUUUAUUAGCAGAAUAAUUUAUUUGAGAAACAUUCAACCGAGUCAUGGAUUGAAGAAAAAAAAUUAUAAUUUAUUAAAGAAUAAAAAAAAUUUUUUAAAUUAUUUUUAGGUUUCUGUUUACCCAAUGCUGAUUCUGCUCAAGCCUAUUGAAGAAAAGACCGAUUAAUUAAUCUUUUACAUGAAAUAUUUUUUUUUUCUUAAGUGCGAUAAAAAUGACUGCAUAAUAUUUAUUUGUAAUUUUUUAACGUAAUUCUUAUAUUAAUACAGUCCUUAAUAAAAAUAUAAUUUUACAAAAUAAUAAAAUUUAACAAUAAACUGAUAUUCAUUAGUCUUCAUGAUUUUAAUUGAAAAUACAUUAAACGAUUGAAGACAAUUAUUCCAUUUUCAAAAUAAUGGAAAUUUAUUGCAAUCAAAUAAUAUAUGAUUUCCAUUACAUUCAAGAUUAGUAAGUACAUGAAUUAACCGUUAGGAAAAAUCACAGAUAAAUUAGAAAGUAAAAUAAGAUGUAUCUUAAGUUAAAAAGAAAAGAAAACAAAUAUGCACAUCAAAUAUCUUUCUACAUAAUUAUUUUCAAAUUAACUGGUUUUUGUUAGAUUACAAGUAAAAAUGUAAAAUAAUUAUUAUUUAGGCGUAGCAUUCAAUAGAAAAGGUAAAAAUCGAGGAAUGAGGUAAACGCGAAUGAAAAACCGUUUAAGAAGUAAAAUUAAAAUAAAAUUAUAACAUUUUACUAGUGAUUACAAUAUAUACUGUAUUAGUUAAUUGUACAGUAAAUUAUGUUAAUAAACUAACAAUUUAUCGA